Molecule: messenger RNA, 1408 nt
Organism: Laccaria bicolor S238N-H82
Lineage: Eukaryota; Fungi; Basidiomycota; Agaricomycetes; Agaricales; Hydnangiaceae
Product: PDR ABC transporter
Exons: 11
Coding region: 584-1210 (208 amino acids)
Biological process (GO): transmembrane transport
Cellular component (GO): membrane
Molecular function (GO): ATPase-coupled transmembrane transporter activity; ATP binding
Source: RefSeq, a predicted model, not a curated record
AUGGCCACAGCGUCCAUCAACAAGCUCAACCACGACCUUCGAGUCUCAACAAAACGGCGAAGCCUAAACUCUUGUUGUCCUUUGACGAACCUACGUCAGGUCUUGACUCGCAAAGAGCUUGCGCAAUCAUGUCAUUCCUGAGGAGUUUUGCAGAUAACGGACAGGCCAUUCUUUAUACGUCAGCCGUCAGCGGAGUGUUUUCGGCAGGUUUCUACUUCUUCAAAAGGGUGGUCGCACUGCCUACUUCGGUGACCUUGGUCGAAACGCCACCACAUUGAUUGAGUACUUUGAGAAGAAUUGGGCACUGCCUAGUCUUGAUGACGAAAAUCCUGCGGAGUACGUGCUGGGCGUCAUCGGAGCUGGUUCAACCGCUACGAGCGAACAAGAUUGGUAUCAACUCUGGCAAUCAUUCCAGGAGUCAAAGGAGACCCAGCGGGAAAUUGAAGCUAUCCACGUUGAAGGUCGUAACCGGCCAGCAAUUGCCGCAUCCAUACAUACCGAAUUUGCCAAUCCUUGGGCAUACCAAGUGCUGGAAUUCCUAAAGCGUGAUGUGGAAGUGCACUGGAGAAACCCCACGUACCUCAUGGCGAAACUCAUCCUGAACAUUGUUAGCUGUCUUUUCAUCGGGUUCACGUUCUUCAAGGCUAAGCAUAAUAUCCAAGGCACGCAAAACAAGCUCUUCGCGAUCUUCAUGGCAACGAUCCUCAGGAGCCACUCUGUUACUCUUGACGUGGUUCUGGACCUAACGGCGUACUGCAACCCUUUGCACAACUUGGCUGGCGGUGUUGGAUUUGUGUGCCCGUUCUUCCUUUCACCAAGGCUGAUAUGCGUGUUUGCCUUCUCGGACAAGCAAUUAUCUCUCAUCUAUAUCACAGCUAUCGCGAUCGGUGGCCAACAAGUAUCCUGCUCACCCGUCGAAUUCGUGUCGAUCACCCUACCUAGCGGGAUGACUUGCGGCGAAUACAUGAAGCCAUUCAUUUCGUUUGCAGGUGGCUACCUCACCUCCGACUGUCAGUUCAGCAUUCGCACGACGGACCAGUUCCUCAAUUCCGCGUUCAAUAUUUUCUAUAACCACCAUUGGCGGAAUUUUGGCUUCAUGAUGACGCCCCUUGUGUUCAAUUUCUCUUUUAUCUACCUUCUCGCAUAUAUUUUCUGGAUUCGCGAAGGAAGCAUUUUACCCUCUUUUAAGAGGCGUGCUGCCAAGAAGUAAUGUAUCCAUUGAUAUCUCGAUAAACGGGCACUCGUCCCAUAAUCGUUUUGUGGGCUUCAUCAUAGAUACUUAGAAGCUGGGUCAUAUGGCCUGAGGAUUCUUCAUUCUAUUUACAAGGGAGCGAUGGAUAUCAAACGGACUAAUGUACUCAAUUUAUGUAGUAUAUUAUGAUCGAUACGAAAUCGUCAUCGUAUCACU